AUGAACGCAUUGCGUCAAGAAGCACCUCAGGUGGAUCCUGUUAAGUUGGAGAAACUUUUAUCUGCUGCUUAUGCACUGAUCAGCCCCGAGUUACAGCAGAUCAGUUUACCCGACUUCCCUAUCGACAGUCUGCAAGCUGCUGCACUUAUUUUGGAAAAGAACCCCAGUAUACCAAUACACAAGCUCUUAUACCUUUUAUAUCCGUACAAUACAUUCCUUACUAAGGAUCACGUUAAGAACGUACAUGGAGUCUUGCACAACCUGAAUAUAGAAACAAAAUCAAAAUGGAGUAUAUCCCGCCAAGGUGUGGAGUUCAGAGAAAAGAAGGCUUUAGUGACCAUGGAUAUAAACGGCAAUAAGUCACAAUUUAGCGUGCCGUGCGGUGAAAGUGAAUAUAGAAGGGAAGAGAAGGGUUUCGUAAAGACUAGUUAUCAGAAUGAGCUGCUGAAUGAGUUAUUGUUGAGUCAUAGUGUUGGAGACUUUUGUGUUAUCGGUCCAAAAGGCUGCGGCAAGAGUCUCCUCGUAUCUCAACUCGCGUCCUUAUUACAUUACACAAUAGAGCCGAUAGUCCUUUACCAGGAUAUGACGGCGAGGGAUCUAGUGCAGCAGCGUACUACGCUGGACAAUGGAGACACAGUGUGGAGGAACUCUGCGCUUGUUGAAGCGGCGUUGAAGGGACAUAUGGCGGUACUGGAUGGCUUGCAUAGAAUCCAUUCCAGUACUCUGGCUGUUCUACACAGUCUAGUGCACAACCGGGCACUACAACUCCACGACGGGACGCGGUUGCUACGCCACGAUAGAUACGACGAGCUGCUGUCGUUAGGCAUUAGUCAGCAGGAGUUAGACGAAAGUGGUGUGAAGAGAAUCCAUCCCGCGUUCAGAAUAGUGGCUCUCGCCGAACCACCAUCAUUCGAUCGCGGACAACAUUGGUUAACUCCGGAAAUACUCAGCCUCUUCAUAUUCCACGAGAUGCGCAAUCUGAGUAAAGAAGAAGAAAUAUUUAUCAUCAAAUCUUUGUACGGAGAAUUAUCACCACCCCUUCUUUCAAUAAUCGACUUAGCGGACGAGUUGCGAAAGUCAGAAGACAACACAUUGAAAAGUCUCUCCUCUUCUCUGUCAACGCGACAGCUGCUCAGGAUUGCUAAGAGAAUGGCGAAAUACCCUGCAGACUCUGCCUACGAGACUGUUCAGCGGACAUUUUUAGCGAAAUUCCUACCUAACUUGGCCAGACGUGCGCUAGAUAGCGCUAGUCAAAAGAUCGGUAUAGAAGCACCAUCUCGUUUCGGUCUUUUUGGUCGAGGCGAAGGCAAAAUGGUCUGUAAUGUCCGAAAUGGAAUAUUGACAAUCGGUAAUACAAGCGCGGAAGUAUAUAAAACUGAGGCAUUAACCAAAGUUCCCGAUAUACUUUUCUAUGAUGUACCCCAACAUAUAAAACUAUUGGAGUGGUUGCUCCAAGACCUCCAACUCGGCAAUCAUUUAUUGCUAGUCGGUAAUCAAGGUGUGGGAAAGAAUAAGAUCGCAGACAGACUGUUGCAGCUUUUGAAUCGCCCGAGGGAAUAUAUACAACUGCACCGGGACACAACGGUACAAUCCUUGACAGUGCAGCCAACUGUCAAGGAUGGAAUUGUCAUUUAUGAGGACUCGCCCCUGGUGAAAGCGGUGAAAAAUGGUCAUGUGUUGGUUGUGGAUGAAGCGGACAAAGCCCCAACAAACGUGACAUGUAUUUUAAAAACUUUGAUGGAAAACGGAGAGAUGAUACUGAGUGAUGGCAGAAGGAUUGUUCCCAAGGAUAUGAUGAACAGUUCUGGAGGCAAUCCAGCGAGUUUUAUUCCUGUGCACGACGAUUUUAGAAUGAUAGUUCUAGCUAACCGACCCGGCUUCCCGUUCUUAGGGAACGACUUCUUUGCUUCUCUAGGUGACCUGUUGUCAUGUCACGCGGUCGAUAACCCGUCAAUUGAGUCAGAGCUAGAGUUGCUACGAUCAUACGGGCCCGACGUACAAGAAGAUGUGAUGAAGAAGCUUGUGCAGGCGUUCGCAGCUCUACGUAACAUGGCCGACCAGGGACAGCUGACUUAUCCUUAUUCCACGAGGGAGCUUGUUAAUAUUGUUAAACAUUUGCAGAAAUAUCCUGAAGAGGAUUUGGCAACGGCGAUAGGCAACGUGUUCGAUUUCGACCGUUACAGUAAGGACAUGGCAGACACGCUGUUGGAGGUGUUGCACUCCAGUGGUUUGCCGACAGAGGGCGUGCUGGAGGGACGCUCUAAAGAUGCAAUGAAAAGAUUGCAAAUGACGGUUGAAAGGAAAAGUGGAUUGGACGUAUCGUCACCAAAACAUGGCAAAGAGGAUCCAGAUAAUAAGCCACACGUUGGCGGCAACACGUGGGCCGGCGGCACCGGCGGCCGGGACACCGCGGGCCUCGGCGGGAAGGGCGGCCCCUACCGGUUGGACAAGGGACACGAUGUGCAUCAGCUAUCUGAUGAAGAGAAAAACGACAUACCGGAGCAUGUUAAAGAAGCGGCGCGAGCUAUGAACAGGAAGGCGUUUGAGGAGCGCUUGAAGGAGAUCAAAAUGAGCGAAUACGACGCUAAGUUGUACGGGCAGUUUUUGCGAGCAGUGCAGCCACAGAUUGCCGCUCUUCGUGGAGUGUUAGCUGAACUGCAAGCGAAGAAGAAAGAGAGACAGUGGAGCCGCCACCAGACUAGUGGAGAACUAGACGAUAGCAAAAUAAUUGAAGGUAUAACUGGCGAACGGGCAAUAUAUCGCAGGCGGCUAGACCAAGAACCACCUCCAGGUUCUCCACCUGAUAAACCUAAACGUUUGAGGCUUGUGCUCGACGUGUCCGGCAGUAUGUAUAGGUUCAAUUCAUACGACGGUCGUCUAGAACGUUCUAUGGAAGCGGUGGUGCUUAUAACAGAGGCGCUGAAAGGCUACGAGGUGGACCGGCCGCCUGAAAAUGAAAAGCAAAGGCUACAGAUAAUCCGCACAAUGCACGCGCACUCUCAAUUCUGCUGGUCGGGUGACAAUACAUUGGCGGCUGCAAAGCAGGCCAUUUCCAGCCUCGCCGGCGAGGACGCUGACGAAGCGAUCGUCAUUAUACUCUCCGAUGCGAAUCUACGACGAUAUGGCAUUGCUCCCGAGUCGCUGGGCACUAUCCUGACGUCGGACCACAGAGUACAGGCGCACGUUAUAUUUAUUGGCAGUUUGGGAGAUGAGGCCAACACGUUGCUGCGGCGUCUGCCCGCGGGGCACGCGCACGUGUGCAUGGACGUGGCCUCUUUGCCUCACAUCCUGCAGCAGAUCUUCGCUUCGUCACUCUUGCAGAGCGAUAAUAAUUAA
Molecule: messenger RNA, 3336 nt
Organism: Parnassius apollo (apollo)
Lineage: Eukaryota; Metazoa; Arthropoda; Insecta; Lepidoptera; Papilionidae
Source: the annotation of a GenBank genome assembly